This is a messenger RNA of Oncorhynchus gorbuscha (pink salmon), 4948 nucleotides long. RefSeq names its product adenosine receptor A2b-like. NCBI's taxonomy places the organism in Eukaryota, Metazoa, Chordata, Actinopteri, Salmoniformes, Salmonidae. Gene Ontology annotation, molecular function: G protein-coupled adenosine receptor activity. The record is from RefSeq and is a predicted model, not a curated record. The coding region runs from base 2638 to 3996 and encodes 452 amino acids. Gene Ontology annotation, cellular component: membrane. The transcript is spliced from 2 exons. Gene Ontology annotation, biological process: adenylate cyclase-activating G protein-coupled receptor signaling pathway; G protein-coupled adenosine receptor signaling pathway.
AGUUAGGGAUACUAAUACUGUCACUUACUGGUAAGGAUAAUGUUGAUGGGUGUGCCAAGUAUAUUAGGUUUCCAUUUUACCACAGUGGUUUUACCUCUCCAGGUAAGUGUAUUAAAGUGGGAGUCAGAUUCCUUAUGUUCUCUGGUUUCCUCAGCAAACAGUCUUACAUGAAGCUAUUAAUGUGCACUUAUUGAGGCCCUGUAUUUUCAGUUGGUUUAUCUUCAUGGGAAUUAUUUAAUUAGCUUUUUGUGUCAAGCCUGAACAUAUUUUGUGUCAAGCUUAAAGUAACUGUCCAGAUAAAAUCUAACAUUUAUAAAUUCAUAUUCUGUUAACUCAUACACAAAUAAUGUUUUUGUUUCAUGCUCAUAUUUGUGACCAAAGCAUAAAUUUGAUAUAACGUUUUUUUUUUUUUUUUUAAUGUUUGCUAUUUCCUCAUAGAGGAUGAUGUCAUCGAUGAGCUAGCCAAUCAGUGGUCUACUUACAUAAUUAUUUUAUGACCCAUAUACACCCACACCCUUCUGUUGUUGGGGUACGUCUACACCAUUCCAACACAGAAAAGAUGCUUUUUAACAUGCUUUAUCAUAAUUUAUUGGAAUUACAACAAUUUCACGUAAUUAAUGACCCUUCAUAUUUCAUAGAAAUCUGGAAACACUAGACAGUUACUUUAAAUAAUACUUUAAUUAAAUCUGAGAUGCAGUAUCAAAGCACUACGCUUGGUUUAAAUCCAACCACCAGGGUCCACUGUUCAGCAAAAUACAAUCAGAGCUCUUGUUUGCUACAGCUGUUUCACAAUGGAAUAAAAAUGAAUUUAACAUUAUAGACUAUACUUGGACUAUUCAUACCCCUCAAGUGCUGUCAAAGGGGACAACUGAAAUACCCUGUUAUUACCUCGUUUUUGUCUGCUGUUGUAAGGUGACUGAGAUAGGGUCACAUAUGCAGUCACAUUGAGAUGUCACUUCUAAUCCAGUUGUAAACUCUAUAUUGAAGGUACCACUCUGUGUGAGGGUGAACAAAAUGUUGCCUUUUCUUUUCACGACUGCAUUAUAGGCUUUUUGCAAUGCAAAGGGUUUUUCCUACAGUAUACUAGUCUAUGGCUAUCAGAUCUGUUACUGUUGGGUUACAUGUGCUCCAAGACUGACACUAUUUGCAACAGCAGCCUCUGUGCCUUAUACUGUAUGUGUGUGAUAAAUUUAAAACAGUAACUGAGAUUGGUCGGAAAAAACCUCAGUCCCACCUGAAUGGAAAUGUUUCUGAGAGCAAAGGCCUUUCAGUUCCAUCACAACUGCUCUCUCCUGAAACCAUGAGUAACCUCAGAAAACAUCAUUGGCUUCACUGUGGGAAUUCUCCAUAAACAUGAUCAGAGUUCUGUAUGAAAGGAGUUUGUAAACCUUUUCACACUCAUAUAUAAUUCCAGGGAAAUUGAGCGUGGCACAGUGACCACAGUUGAUUGACAAAUUAGACCUUGUUUAAAACAAUUGUCAUUUCAAGUGUAGAUUAUGCCUGCUGUAAUCCCAAAGCACAUACUGUACUAAUUUAAUUGUUUUUAUUCGUUUUUUUGUUUUUCUUAAGCGUGACGACACCCUUCUCUAACGAAAUUUGAAUGCUUAAUUUGGUGUCCUCAUUUAGUGAUUCUGUCUCUGGAUGUCCUCAAGACUACUUUCUCCUUAUCAGGCAGGGGUUGGAUGAUCUCAGGGGGACAUAGAAAAUUCCAGUCCCUGAAGCAUCUGGCUGCUUCCUCUCUCUGGUACAGCUGACAUUUAACUGUCAGUGUGAUAGUGGCUCCAUAACACCACCGUGUCAUCAUGGCAUUAUUUCCUCUAGCCCUGGUUUACAGUUUAGUGACUGUUGUUAAUGGUAAAAAGGAGGAUUGGUGGAAAGUCAGUUAUCAUGUGUUAACAUGACCACUGCAGUUGCUCAGGUAGUGUAAUGUAGUCAGUAUACUGUAGUCAGAUGUCAGUGCUUACUAUUGCAGAUCUUGAUGUUGUUUCGGAUCAAAUAUCAAUGAUGAUGACCGGCAGUUGUAUGGGGAAUGCAGUACAUUGUCUAUGUAAAGUAAACAGUACAAUUGUUAUUUGACUUGCUACAUUGGAAAUUCCAGAGUAUCAUGGCAGACAAUACAUUGUAAUUUAUUGUUUGACUUCAAAUGUGGUUAAUAUUUGAUGGAAAGUCUCUUAUUCACUGGUAUUUUGUGUAGUCAUUUCUGAAUUCAGCAUUUCCACUUUAUUUACUCUUUCUUCCCUUUAUCAGCAGCAGUAUGACGCCCAUGUGAUCACUUCCUGGCUCAGUCUGAGCCCCAUCUGAGUUUCACAGGGCUGAAUCUUCAAACAGUGGCGGUGAAGGACUUGAGAGGAGAGGGCCAGAAAAGGACAGCAGAUACCAUAACAGAAAGGAGACUGUCAUGCCUUAUAUGUUAAGUGAGGAGAAUGCCUUAGCCUUUGGACUGCUUAUCUGACCACCAACUGUGUGGGACUUCUAAGAGGCUUUAAGGUGAAGUGGUCUCUGUGUGGAGAGCUCAGCCAUAGUCCCAGGCAGUGAGAUACACCCUAUAGAGUAAGUGAACUGCUGCCAGGCUGCAGCUAUGGACCUUGAGGAGAAUGGUCCUCCCUCCUCCUCAGUGACCUCGCUGCUCUUCUCACCAUGCUGAACGAUGCUGCGUCUGUCAUCUACAUUGUGCUGGAGCUGCUGAUAGCUGUACUGUCUGUGUUGGGCAAUGUGCUGGUCUGCUGGGCCGUCUGUCUCAACAGCAACCUGCAGAGCAUCACCAACUUCUUUGUGGUGUCCCUGGCGGUGGCAGACAUUGCUGUGGGAGUGCUGGGUAUCCCCUUUUCCAUCGUCAUCAGCACAGGCUUCUGCUCCAACUUCUAUGGUUGCCUCUUCAUUGCUUGCUUUGUGCUGGUGCUCACCCAGAGCUCCAUCUUCAGCCUGCUGGCCAUUGCCAUAGACCGCUACAUCGCUAUCAAGAUACCCCUCAGGUACAAUAGCCUGGUGACAGGCCAGCGUGCCAAGGGGAUAAUUGCUGUCUGCUGGGUGCUGUCCAUCAUCAUCGGCCUGACCCCGAUGCUGGGCUGGAAUAAGUUCACUGAGCGCCCCAACAGCACCUGUCCCCCAGGCCUGAUGGAGUGCCUGUUUGAGGAUGUGGUGGUCAUGGACUAUAUGGUCUACUUUAACUUCUUCGCCUGUGUGCUGAUGCCUCUGCUACUCAUGCUGGUCAUCUACCUGCGGAUCUUCAUGGCAGCUCGGCAUCAGCUGAAGCUCAUAGAACUGAAGGCUGUCCACGGGGGGAAGUCCCACUCCACCCUGCAGAAGGAGGUCCAGGCGGCUAAGUCGCUGGCCAUCAUCGUGGGCCUGUUUGCCAUCUGUUGGCUGCCGCUGCACAUCAUCAACUGCUUCACCCUGUUCUGCCCUCAGUGUGCCCGCCCGCCCCUCUGGAUCAUAUACGUUGCCAUCAUCCUCUCUCACGGCAACUCAGUGGUCAACCCCUUCAUCUACGCAAACCGCAUCCAGGAGUUCCGCCACACCUUCAAGAGGGUCAUCCGCCGCCAUGUCCUGUUCCGCCGGGAUCCGUUUGACAUUGGUGGCAGCAGCCACACCUCCACCCACAACAGUAUCAGCGGCUCAGUAAGGGCUAAGGCCAAUGGCCUCCGCUUCGAUCUCUUUACCGAGUAUAGCAGCAGCAGCUGUGAGAGCUCCCACCACUGUCAUAGCCAUACCAAACCUGCAGGUGGCGGUCUGAAGCCAGCGCCCAUUCACAACCACCCUCUUACCGUGAUUAGCUCCCACAAUGACAGGGAAAGCCCCCCUGUGCCACAGCCUCUCAGACAGACACAUACACACCCGUUAUGUCAUCCCCUGCAGUAUGGGGACCAGCAGCAGCAGUCUCACAAUGGUCCGGAGGUGGAAGAGGUAAAGAACAGGCAGGAUCUCUCCCCUGUCCAGGUCAAAACACUGUUCUAUAAACAUAAAACCUGCUUCACUGAGCUCACUGAGGUGUUAUAAUGGACACAGAAUGGGCAUUAGACAGCUACAAAGGAUCGUUAUCACCUGGCCUUUGGUGUGAAAUUACUGCUGAUGUGUACAUUGUUUUGGAGUCAGCUCAUAGUAGAUUACUGGGCAGUCAGGCUCACAAUCUGAGGAUCAGAGUUUGGUUGUAUCCAGAUGGUGUAAUUCCACAUACUUGGAGGCAUUCUAUCGCCAAGGAUUGUAACCGUUGGUCCUGAAUGAGUACGAAACGAGGACCUACACAAAGGCAAGCAUACAAAGCCUACUGUACAUUCACCAUGCGGAAGAGAACAACUUAUUUUGGGGGCAUGAACAAUUCUAUUUAAAUUUGCAAACAAAAAUCAUUUUAGUUAUUUAUGGAAGAAACGUUAAUGUGACUCGAAUGGUUAAAUGUGAUUCUGUUUACGAUGUUUAUUCUCUUGCUCUGUGACAUGUCUGGUGCUUAAAUCGGAAUCCUCACAAUUGACUUUUGUUCUAUGAUAACUGGUGAGGUUUUAUUAAAUCACCUUUAUGAUGAAUCUUGUGUGUUUGGGGAUGGCAGGGAUGUUCCAGGUUCGUGAUGAGGGGACGGUACUACUGCAUUGAUUUAGAAUGUUUGUGCCCCAUACAGAUGGACAUGAUAAGAGCAAUCCCUUAGAUGUUCAGGUUUAUGAUCUUGCAAAUGUAUGAAUGCUCAAAAAAUGAUAAUGGUUUUAAACUAUUUUGAGGAAUAUCUAAACUACUGGGCACUUUCUCAACUUGUCUAACUGUCAGUAACACAAACCAAAACUGUUGAGCUGAUCGUUGAGAUUACACAGACAAUUAAAUGGCCAAAAUAAUUCAUCAAUGACACAUACAGCUUACAUUUUUCACUGAAUAUACUCUCAAGAGUUACAUAGCUAUGGCAUUCUCUGCAUUUUCACAUUUUCAGAUGCAAUACAGGACGCAAUACCUCCUGUUUGAAAAUAAA